This is a messenger RNA of Haliotis rubra (blacklip abalone), 4312 nucleotides long. Its product is annotated as serine/threonine-protein phosphatase 4 regulatory subunit 4-like. The record is from RefSeq and is a predicted model, not a curated record. Gene Ontology annotation, cellular component: protein serine/threonine phosphatase complex; cytosol. Lineage: Eukaryota; Metazoa; Mollusca; Gastropoda; Lepetellida; Haliotidae. The transcript is spliced from 28 exons. Gene Ontology annotation, molecular function: protein phosphatase regulator activity.
UGGAGGCCAGUUGUGUUGUCAAGAGAAGCUUUCUCCAUGCACCACUAACUCACAAUGUUUCUCGUGUGUAAAACGACAUUAAAUGGCUAAAAACACCUAAAACUGGAUCUAAAAAGAACGAAACGGAAGGAAAUGCUUACAAUUACAAGGUGACAUUUUGAAAAAUCAGAAUGGACGCGACAACAACGUCGCUGGCCGAAGAUUUGCAAGAACUGCAAUUGGAUGGCCGACCGAUCACCAAGGCGCUAAAGAGCUCCGAGGAGCUUGAGAAACUCACUGUCGACCCCCAUUUGAAUGACAUUGAAAGAGCGGUAUACCUGCUCAGCUCUGGCCAAGAGGUUCAGCGUAUCAGCGUGAUCACCAACCUGCCCGACCUGCUUCAGGACAACCAUGCUGACUGUAUGCGAAGAGUCGUGCCCAAAGUGCGGGAGGUGCUGCAUGUGGCCCAGACGGAGAUGCAGUUGGCCGCAUCAUCUGCGUUCUUGCAGAUCCUGCAGCGGGAGCUGGUCCCCAUCCACAACUACGCUUCUACAUUCCUCCAGACCAUUCUGGGCAGCGUGGACAGCAAGGAUCCAGAUGUUGCUGCAGCCUGGCUGGAUACUCUGCUGGAUGUCAUCGACCUGCUGCCCAAGGAUGUCAUUAAGUCAGAUGUUUUGACGAUAGCAGUGGCCAAAGGUCAGCUGUCCCAGUCCGUCCAGGCUCGACUCUCCUGCUGCAAGAUACUUGGCAAGAUCGCAACCAAAUUUGAGCCCUUCAUAAUCAAGAAGGAGAUCCUGCCAGUGGUCCAGUCUCUGUGCCAGGAUGUGGACUACGGAGUGCGGGGAUGUAUGUGUCAGCAGCUGGACCCAGUGGCCAGGGGCCUCGGCCUUGAAGCAACCAAAAGUGCAAUACUCCCAGAGCUGGUGGAGUUAACGAAUGACGAGGAAAGUUAUGUUCGUAUCACAGGACUGGAGACGGUCGUCAGUAUACUCAGCCUCUUAGACGAUGAUACCUGUAUCACCACAAUCAUUCCACUGGUGACGAAGUUCUGCCAACAGGCAAUGCUGGCUGAGGACUCAACACUUCCUGUGGUUGCUAGGCAACUAGGUCGUCUCUGCCAUGGGUUGUCAGUAAAUCUGUCAGAAGAUCAGAAGCAUUGGUUUGUCGACUACUUCAGGAAGAUGUGUCGGGUCGGGCUGUCAGAGAAAAACAAGGGCUCCAAGGACUCGGACAAGGAAUCACCCUCAAAGCAAAUGGCCAUCCCGGACCUGUUUGCAGAAGAGGACCAAUUUUUGGAGUGCAGGAAGAACUGUGCCUACAACUUCCCUGCGAUGGUUUUAUUUGUUGGACCACGUUCUUUCAAGUCAGAGCUGUUAUCCACCUUCAGUGGUUUGUGCAAGGAUCCGCACAUCCUCGUGAGGCGGACCACGGCCAGUGGAUUCCAUGAGGUGUCCAAGCAGCUCGGCAGUUCUGUCCAUCUAAUUCAGGGGGACCUCAUGACCCUGCUCAAAGAUGAUUCCAUUGAGGUCCUACAGGCGAUCAUCGCCCGUCUCCCCGAGACUCUAGAAGUGCUGGCUAAAGGUGGAGGCGGAACUAUCACCGGAGCCAAGAUGAACACUCUGUCCGACGUGGUACCGGCUCUCCUGGUGGCGGACAACGUCAUCUUCUCCUCCAACAACUGGCGUGCCCAGGAGGAGCUCAUGUCCACCCUGGCCUGUCUACCUAAAAGCUGCUCUAGUGAUGCAAUCAGUAAUAAAGUCAUUCCAGUCCUCUUCCAGAAACUCUUCACAGCGAGAGCAAUUCCUGUGCGACACGCAGCUGCGCGGACGUUGCUGGUGCUGCUGCGAUACCUGAAAAAACAGGAGCAGAGAGAAGAGCUCAUAGCUCACAUAAUUGAAGAUUUCUGUCAUGGGAGAAGCUGUCAUCAUCGAAGUCUAUUCAUUGACAUUUGCCGCUUUGUGAUGGAACUGUAUUCAAAAGCAUUCUUCAAGGAGCAUUUCUUUGAAAAUGUAUUGGAACUGACGUCUGACCCAGUGGCCAACAUCCGUUUGCGCCUGUGUACUGUGUUACCGUUGCUCAAGCAGCUGAUCAAACUGCCAUACGAUCGCAACCUGCUGCAGCAGCUGGAGGCCAGUGUCAGGAGGAUCCUCAUCAAUGAGAAGGACAGGGAUGUUAUCUCAGCCAUUAAACAGGCAGUCGAGGGGAGUUGGACCCAUAUCCAUGUUCAGAUGGAGGGAGUUCACAAAGAAUUAUGAAAAAACUUUGAAGAUGACAUUGAAGACCAGUUCAAGGAGGAUCAUGAGAAGCAGCUGCUGGAGCAGGAAGAAAGAGAACGCAAGGAGGAAGAGGCCAAAGCAGCCAAGGGAGAAAAGCGCAAUGCUGCCAAGCAAAAAGAUAACGCUUCGAGUAAAAUACCUGGUCCCAAAGGUAAAGGUGGUAAAACAGCAAAAGAUGUCAAAGAAAUCAAACGAACACCAAGUACCUCAUCCUCUUCCAAUACUUCCAUGAGUACAAGUAAAGUGCCAAGCACAGGCUUCCUAUACCCGCCCCAUUUGUAUCCAGAAGAUGUCAAGGGUCGUGUCUCCACUGUGAGGAACUCACAUCUGGUCAAAUCUAAAUCUACUACUUCCAUUCCAUCACUAUCACAAAUCCCUCGUCGAGAUUUGCAGCCGAGUCGCAUUCCACUAAAGCCCAAAAAUGAUGGGCUCCCUGUCGGCAGCACCAUGAAUCGUGUGACCCCAAGCAGCAGCAGUGGCAACGUCAGCAGCAGCGGUGUCGGUGGUGUCAACAAGGAUUCUAAACUGGGCGGGUCGCCCAAGAAGGAGUUAGUGUGUAAAAUCCCGGUGUAUUGCUCAGGGCAAUCAGCUACUGGCGGCGGAAGCAGCAGCACCAAGACGACGAAGCCUGCAGCAACAGCAGUUAGAUCUGGGAACCUCGCAGCUCCAAGCAGUGCAGGCAUCAGGAAGAGUUCCGUGGGGAGUCUGCCAGUGUCUGGUGUGACAGCCAGGAGAGGAUCACUGAAUAGCGCCAGCAGCACCGCUAGUGACUCUAAACUCACUGUGAAACCUCGCACAGGUUCAGGAACCAACGGUCUUGCAGCAGGCAGCAAGAAAACUUCCAAAUGACCAUGUCCGUGGACCUGUGCUUGUACAUAUACCGCCUGGAAAAGUGUGUGAUGUGUGGCACUGAUGCAUCUGUGUGCUGGCUGCUGUGUGUCUGCACGGAGCGUGAUGCAGCACUGUGGCAGUCCCAAUUCCGUCCACUAACCACAGAGCAUCAGCAGAUCAUGUGGCUUUGGGUUGGGCCCCCUAAGCAAACACCACCUUUCCGUGCUGUCUUUUGUCUGUGUAACUGUCCUUGUAUCAAGUGCUGUUGAGAGUGGUGGUGGCGAUGGUUAGGUGAUAUCGGAACAUUCCAACCAGUAAACAUAGGUAGUAUCGUGGACUUGUUCGCCCUCCUGUUUCAAGACAACAAGGGGAGUUGUGAUGUCGAGCCGGGCUUCCGUUUGUAGCUGUAGCUGUAGGUGGGACUUGUGCAUCAUUGUUGGAAUACUCACUGACAUGUACUUCCUGUCAACAGGUGGCACUGUAAGGCCAGCAUACCACUGUCUAAUGUACGUGUACAUACGGCAAUACAAUAAUAACCCUGUACAGCAAUGUCACUGUGUGCAAGGGGAGAUAACUCCAUGUGACUUGGGGGAGAUAACUCCAUGUGACUUGGGGGAGAUAACUCCAUAUGACUUGGGAGAUAACUCCAUGUGACUUCAGGUAGAUAACUCCAUGUGACUUGGGGAGAUAACUCCAAGUGACUUCAGGGAGCUGCUGAUACUGCAUUUGAGGCAUGUGAGAUAUCCCUUCACAGGUCUCAUCAACUGACUGAUUGACUAUCGACCCUGCUGCUAUAACUGGAGGAAUGUGAAAUAUUAUCCUAAUGUAGCCCUGAUCAGCUGACUGAUGGAAUCUGCUGCUGCUGCUGGUAUCGACUGUGAUAGUAGAGGAAUAGUUCUCCUGAUUUGAUCAAUACUAACAUUAUGCACUAUGUUCUGUUAGUAAUGAGUGUUACGACUGUAUCAUGUCUGUAUGUAUAUCAUCCAUAUCAGCAAGUCGGUGUUUAACCUGUUCAUCAUGCACAAUUCUGUGACAAUAUUCCAUCAACUCUCUCAGUCCCCACUAUAUAUUACCAAAUUUCAACAUUCAUUUGUGUUCAAAAGAUUCUUUAUUAUCUUCAGUUUAUACUGAUCAGCAAACUGAAUUGUGAGUGAUUUGUUUUGUAUAUUGUUUGAAGAUCAGAAGGAACGCAGUAUAUAUCCACCGAUGGUUAAUAAAUAUAUAUA